AUGCGGUGGCGGGACCGGCUGGCUGUGCUCUUCUUUCCAGAAGGCAUGAUGCUCACUGUGGCCUCACUGAUGCUCUUCCUUGUACACCUGAGUGUCUUUGCCAGCGACGUGCACAACUUCUGUGUCACCCACCACUACGACCGCAUGAGCUUCCACUACACGGUUGUCCUGAUGUUCUCCCAGGUGAUCGGCAUCUGCUGGGCCGCCAUGGGGUCACUCUACGCUGAGAUGACAGAUAACAAGUUUCUUCGGUGCUUUUCCCUGACCAUCCUGAUGCUAAAUGGAGCCAUGUUCUUCAACCGCCUGUCUCUGGAGUUUCUGGCCAUCCAAUACCGGGAGGAGAGUCACUGA
Messenger RNA from Puma concolor (puma), 351 nucleotides. RefSeq names its product catsper channel auxiliary subunit eta (gene CATSPERH). Lineage: Eukaryota; Metazoa; Chordata; Mammalia; Carnivora; Felidae. The record is from RefSeq and is a predicted model, not a curated record.